CGGCCGGAGGAAGCGCUCGGCCUCGGCGAACUCGUCCUCCAGCUCGUCCUGCGAAGGUUACCCCGGAGACGACCGGCUGCUGUUCUCGAUGCGGGACGACGACGACAUGUCUCAGGGCAGCCUGCGGUUCAACAACAAGACCAAAGGCCUCAUCGACGCCCUCACGAAGUUCUUCACCCCGUCGCCCGAGGGCCGCAAGGCACGGCAGGAAGUGGUGGAUUAUUCACAGCAGUGCCGCAUCCGGAAGAAAGCGUGUCGUAAAGGAGAAGGAGACGAUCGAGGAGACAAUCAGGACGGCAGCGACUGGCGGGACGAGGAUGAGAAACUCCCCGGCCACGAGAACCUGACGGAAAAAGACAUUGAACUGUUCAGACACAUCCAGGAGCUCGCACUGCAGAAAGUGGGGGUGACGGGGCCACCAGACCCUCAGAUGCGAUGUCCGUCAGUCAUCGAAUUUGGAAAGUUUGAAAUCCAGACGUGGUAUUCGUCCCCCUACCCCCAGGAGUACAGCAGACUACCGAAGCUGUACCUGUGUGAGUUCUGCCUGCGCUACAUGAAGAGCCGCAGCAUCCUCUACCAGCACAUGAAGAAGUGCAGCUGGUUCCACCCCCCCGCCAACGAGAUCUACAGGAAGGAGGACGUCUCUGUUUACGAGGUUGAUGGGAACGUGAGCACAAUCUACUGUCAGAACCUGUGUCUGCUGGCCAAGUUGUUCCUGGACCACAAGACCCUGUACUACGACGUGGAGCCCUUCCUCUUCUACGUCCUGACCCACAACGACAGCAAAGGCUGCCACCUCGUCGGAUAUUUCUCCAAGGUAAGAAGACCAUGGCUGGUCCUGGUGCGGCGGGAGAAGCUGGUCUCGAACCACAUGACCCGCCUGAAGGCCCGGCCACGGCAGAUGGACGUCGACCCCGAGUGUCUGCGCUGGACCCCCGUCAUCGUCACCAACACGGUGGUGUCUGACGGAGACGAGGAGGAUGACGAGGAGGAUGAAGAGCCAGAGGAGGACAAAAGCAAGGAGGUAAAUGUAUCAAACCAAGUCACAAGGUCCCUCCGGUGUCCUGGCACAUGCGCCAAGCAAAGAAGAGGAUGGAGGAGGACGAAGACGAUGACGACGAGGAGGAGGAGGAGGAAGAGGAGGAGGAAAGAAAAGGCUUCCCGGGGUUUCCCAUCAGCCAAAGCUCUCCCCCCUCUCCUCCCUCUCCUCCCUCUCCUCCCCCCUCCCUCUCCUCCCCCCCGCUGUCCGCCCCCUGCACCAGAGCAGCUACGCCCGACUCCCCCGACAAACGGAGAGCGCAGACCGCGGGGGCGCCCGCCAAAAAACUGGCCCUGGGGGAAGGUGAAGGACAGCCCGCGGGCGGGACGGCCUCCUAAGAUCCGCCCGGUGGAGGACGAAGACGAUGAGGAAGACGAGGAAAGGACCGAGGGAGGGAAACACCCCGGCUCUGCCAGCAGCCCCCCCUCCCUUUUCUCCCUGGACAGACAAGCGUCCACCACCUUUCACUCGCUGGACAUGGCCCGGCACCCCUCGAUAACCCCCACGCGCAGAGGGCGGCCCCCCAGGAAAAAGAGGGGCCCUAAGCCCAGACUAAUAGACGGACCUGAGGGGCCGCUGCCUCUGGGGGCCGUCAGGAAGAACAGCUUCACUGAAAGCAGCGAAGAAGAGGAUGAUGAUGAUGAAGACGAUGAGGAGGAUGAGGAUGAUGAAGAGGAUGAUGAUGAUGAUGAGAGGAGGGCAUGCUCCCCCCCCACACUCACCAAGCCCACCAUGUCGCUCAAAUGCAAGAAGCCACUGAGAAAGCGUCGUUUUCGGCAGCGCAGCCACCCUCACAGCAGCGUGGUGACGGAGACCAUCUCUGAGACCACGGAGGUGCUGGACGAGCCCUUCGUAGACUCCGACUCAGAGAGGCCGAUGCCCCGACUGGAGGAGGAGACGCCGCUGGGACACCCACUGCACCGAUACCCCCCCAGCCGCUCCGCGCUGAGGCUCUCGGACCCCGCGCCCAAGAGGGGCCGACACCCCCACCUCUCAGACUCAGAGGAAGAUGAGCUCACGCCUGUGCUGAAGCCUGUGGCUGCUCUGCAGGCAGCUCCAUCAGAGACGCUGUCGGCUAACCCCGAGGUCCCAGUGAAGAAGAAGAAAGGCUGGCCCAAGGGAAAGAGCCGCAAACCCCUGCAGUGGAAGAAUCAAGGACCUGAAAAACCCCCCGCAGCUGGAGAAGGACUGGCGCAAAGUGGGGAUCCCCCACCCCCCAAAAUCAAAAUGAAGCCUGGCCGCAAGCCCCGAAGCUGGUACCUGCAGCGGGCCCAGGAGGAGGCGGAGAGGCAGGAGAAGGAGACACAAAGGCUGCAGGGUCUGGAGAAGGAGCUGCUGCAGACAGACGACCGCAGCAAGCAGCGCAGAGCCAACAGCAAACAGAAAGACUCGGACGACGAAGACGACUAUCUGCCUAAGCCUGUGGAGCAGAAAGUGCCCAGGAAGAGAGGAAGACCGCCUAAGAUCCGCAGCCAGCCCCCACAGCCCGCCCCCAAACCGACUCCCACCUCCGAGCCAGAGGAGGAAGAGGAAGAGGAAGAGGAGACUGAACAAACCUGGGAGGAAGACAAACCCAGCUGUCCUCCGUCCCGCCCCUUGCUGUCCCCGUCUUCCUCUUCCUCCACCUCAGGGCCCCGGGCCCCACCGUCCCAGCCUCAGGACACAGACAUGGGCGACAGGGAGGAGGAGGAGGACGAGGAUGAGGAGAGGGAGGAAGAGGAAUGCAGGAGCACGGGGAGCGGCGGUGGCGGCAGCAUCAACAGGCGAGCCGCGGUCACACCGGGUUCAGGAAGUAGACGCAGCGAGGAUCACGACGCAGACGACGAAGGUGACGGACACCUGGAGGACAAGAGCAACGGCAGCAAGAAGAGGAAGAGCCAGGACUCUGAAGAUGAGGACGAAGACGAGGAGGAAGAGCCGGCCUCCCGUGCCAGCUCCCCUCCGGUCAAAGAAGAACCCCAGGGCGGAGAGGCUUUUUUGGACAUGGAGAACAGCGUGGCCCGCGACUACGUCAGCAAGCAGGAGGAGGAGGAAGAGGAGGAGGAGGAGGAGGCUGAGGAGGAAGGGCAGGAGGUCAAGACUCGGCCCUCGUCAGCCGACCCGCAGCAGGAGGAGCGGCGGCGCCGGGAGCAGGAGGAGUCGGCAGCGGCGGCCGCAGCCGUGGAGACCGUCACCGCCAUGUCUGCUCCUCCCGAGCCCAUGGAGCUGCAGCCGCUGCACCAGGAGGACAAAGAGGUCACGCUGUUGAUGGAGCCCCAACACCCCCACCCGCACUCCUCUCACCCCCACCCGCACUCCGAAUUCAAGGAGGAGCUGGGCCACCAUCAGCAACACCACCCCCAUCACCACUCCAACGAGCUGGACCUGGAGACCAUGCAGGCCGUGCAGUCCCUGACUCAGGGGGAGGCGCAGGACGAGGAGGCGGAGCCACAGCCGCACCACGGGGCCUACCAGGACUGUGAGGAGACCCUCGCCGCCUGCCGGACCCUGCAGAGCUACAGCCACGCGGGGGAGGUGGAGGAAGAGUCUCUGGCGUUGGUGGAGGACUGCGGGGCGUCCCAGCACAGCAGCCCCCUCCCUAACCCCAGCGCCACGCCGCUGCCCAGUCAGUCCGUGCGCUCUGUGAACAGCCCGGGGUUAACCUCCGGGAUCAUGGACACCACUCCUGCGGGGCCUAGGGGAGGAACCCCUGGACCCACGGGAGCAGGGGGCGGAGCAGGAGGAGCCGGAGGGGGAGGCUACACCCAGAUCACACCGGAGCAUCCCAGCUCUCUGUCGGCCCCCUCCCAGCAGAACAUGGAGACUUCACCGAUGAUGGACGUGCCCUCGGUGUCAGACCACUCCCAGCAGGUGGUGGACAGCGGCUUCAGCGACCUGGGCAGCAUCGAGAGCACCACGGAGAACUACGACAACCCCAGCAGCUACGACUCCACCAUGGGCGGGACGGGGAACGGAGGGGGGAUGUCGGCCGUAAUGGCGGGAGCUUCCUCAUCGUCGGCCUCGUCUUCUUCAAACUCGGCGACCCCGUCCUCCUCACAGUCCAACAACUGCUCCUUUGCCCCCGCCCCCAGCCUUACCUCCUCCACAGGAAGCGGAGGGUCCCAACAUGGGAUGGGCAGCUGCAGCCUCAUCCAGCAAACAGGGCCCAACACUGGACCUGGAGCCGGUAAUGUGGGCGGUGCUGUGCCCCAGCCCCCGCCUCCUCCACCACCGUCCAUCACCCCCAACUGCGGCAUCAAGUCUCCGCAGAGCUGUGUGAUCGAGCGGCCCCCCAGCACCAACCACCAGCAGCAGCAGUCACAGAAGAAGGUUGCUCAUCAGCAACAAGCCUCCAACCCCUCACCGUCCGCUCCUACACCACAACAGCAGCAGCAGCAGCAGCAACAACAACAACAACAACAACAACAGCAGCAGCAACAACAACAACAGCAGCAGCAGCAUCAACAACACCAACAGCAACAACAACAACAACAACAGCAGCAGCAGCAGCAGCAGCAGCAACAACAACAGCAGCAGCAACAGCAGCAGCAGGCCCUGUCCCAGUGCAGCAUGGGUAAUGGCUUUUCCUCCACCCCCAUGAUCAUGGAGAUCCCUGAGAGUGGCGGUGGAGGGGGAGGCCGCACCCUGUAUGAGCGCAUGGGUCAGGACUUUGGCACGGGGGGCUACCCUCAGCCCUCUGCUACCUUCAGCCUGGCCAAACUCCAACAGCUCACCAACACCAUCAUGGACCCCCACGCCAUGCCCUACUCUCAUUCGGCCUCCGUCACCUCCUACGCCACCAGCGUGUCCCUCUCCAACCCCGGGCUGGCCCCGUCCCCCCACGCCCCGCUCUCUCAGGGCCAGCCCACCAUGACGCCCCCCCCUAACCUCAGCUCCGGCUCCAUGAACCUGGGCUCGCUACAGCUUCAGUGCAACAUGCCCAGCGCAAACCUGGGUCUGGGGCCCCCGCCUCACACGCAGCGGCUUCAGGGCCAGAUGGCGACGGUCAAGGGCCACAUCUCCAUCCGCUCCAAAGCCACGCAGCAGCUAGCCCCCGCCCCGCACCAGCAGCAGCUGUAUGGCCGCAGCUCGGGGCCCGUGGCCAUGCAGGGCGGCCCCCGCACCCUGGCUGUUCAGCGCGGCAUGAUGCCCAACCUCAUGCCCACGCCGGCGCCCUACAACUCCAUGAACAUGCCGCUGAACGCCAUGUCUGCCGGGUACCGGAUGCCCCAGCCCAUGAUGAACAGCGGCUACCACGGCAACCCCCCUUACAUGAACCAGCCGGCACAGUACCCCAUGCAGAUGCAGAUGGGCAUGAUGGGCGGGCAGGGAUAUCCCCAGCAGCCCAUGCAGCCCAAUCACCACGGCAACAUGAUGUACACAGGCCCCACCCAUCACAGCUAUGCCGGUGUACCCAAACAGUCGCCGUACAUGAGCAGAUGAGCAACAGAGACGAGGGAAAAAUGAUACUCGCUGAACUCUAAAUGUCCAAAUUUCUCCUGUUACCCUCUCCGGGGCUGCGGCAGGCGCCGGGGGGGCGGAAGUGACGGAGACACAGAGGGUCUAUGGGUUUCCUGUUUUUCUACGUUGUCAUUUUGUCCAUUUUCAUUUGGGCUCCCCUCCCCCUCCUAGCAAGCAAGUGGCUGGGGCUCCCGGUUUAGCGGGUUGUGUGAACAUGGACCUUCUGCUGCAGGCCCACACACUCCUUCGUCAUGUGAUCUUAACACAGGCCCGGGAGAGCGGGGGGACAGGAGGUAACGCGGAGAAAGACAAUACAGGAGAACUUCGCCUCUUCAGACUGCGAAUGAAAAACAGUGGUUUACUGAAUAUAUUCAACCAUGCACACAAUCUUUUAAUUGAUAUAGGAAGCCUUACCUUGGAAAAAAAAGAGACAUUCUGUGCAAAUCGUUUGUUUUGUUAAACAUAUUGUUGAAUCUUAUUUUCGUUGUCGUUGUUUUCGUUGUUUUUUUUUUUAAAAUACUUGUGUGCAGUCCGACCUCUUAUAUGCUUUGGUCUUUAUAUGUGUGGCAUUCUGAAAAGGUGAUACACACCCUCUCGCUCUCAGAAACCCCCGACACGUCUCUGCCGGGCGGCUUUUCACCCGGUUCCAGAAGAAGCAUCGGAGCGGGGCCUCCAGGUGUGCGAGGUGUCGAGCUGUUCCCAGAGUCUUCCCGGAUCCAUCUUGUUCUACCAAAAAAACAACAACAGCAAAGACACAGACGUUACUGUCUGUUGAAUGAAACAAGUAGCAUUAUUUUCCAGUUUGCCGCCACUCCUAGAUGUAAAUAUUCUGGUACUUCCCAAUAUCCAGCACACACACACAUACACACACUGGCUAGUGCUAAUUGGUAGCUAGCUCAGGAAAGUAAAACCUUCAGCUGUUCUUGUUCACACUCCACUGACAGACGGCAUAAUAUGUCAGCCUUUUUUAGCAGUUUACAGAACAAACAGUGGAAUUUCCAUUGAACUGCUUUAAUGAAAGUCGGUCAGCUGAAAGUGUAUGCGACCCAGAGAGGUCUGCUUUUGAAUGGUGUAUUCUGUUAAAACUGUAUAUUUUUCGUAUUUUUUUGCUGCAUAAGUCUGCACUCCCAUUAGCUAGACGUAUGGCGGGACAGUCGGCCUUUAUAAAAGGUGCCUAAAGCCUGAUCUAGUGCGCGGAUUGGCCCUCACUCAGAGGCACGCUCGUAUAAAGCAGGGUCGGAGGAAGAGUUCGAGGUUCUGUUGGUUGACUCCAUGUUCCAGUAUUCAAAGUCAAAAGAGGAGAUUUCUCAUUUUUUCUUACAGACCUGGCAUUGCAUACUUUAUUUGUGUGUAUUGUUCUCUACUUUAUUUUUGUGUUCCUUUUUUGUUUCUGAAUUUGAUCAGACUGGGCAGCUUUCUUUUAUGACACGAGCUGACUCUUUUUGACUUUAGAAAAACCUAUUGUAGAGAAAAUGUUUUUUCUAUAAUAUAAAAAGGAAACUCUGACAUUGAUAUUGGUACUGUCAUUUUUUUCACUUCUGUUUCAGGAAAAAAAAACAAUACAUAUUUUUUAGCUCGCCUCUUGGGUAAUGAUUACUAAGAAAUUCAAAAUUUAAAAAAAUUACCACUCACUUUUAGCGACUUUAAGAUGCCUUUAACCUCUCCAUUCCAUCUCAUCUCUAGAGUUUUCUAUCUUUGUGUAGUAUAUUAAUGCUAUUUUAAACAAAAGGACUACAAAUAUCUAAAGGUCACUUGGCAUUCUUUUCUUUUUUUACUUGUGUGUGUAUAGGAUGACUUCCUUACAUUUAAGAGGCAUGUAAAAAGGAGCUCAGUAUAUUUCUGUCUGUUUAUAUCGCUUCCCUUUUUGUAUCCUUUGUAAUUGUACAUGUUGCGUUGUAUGCUAACAGAGAGCGCAAAAUAAAGAGACGAGAGACAGCAGUGAAGGCGGCCUCCACUCUCUUCUCUCUCCCUGUAUGUAUUUCCAUUUAUUCUGUUUUUUUUUCUUUCUUUCUUAGCAAGUACUUUCAAAGAACUCUGUACAUUUUAACAUAAAAUGAAAAUAAAUUAUGUUGAGCCAUU
Molecule: messenger RNA, 7558 nt
Organism: Notothenia coriiceps (black rockcod)
Lineage: Eukaryota; Metazoa; Chordata; Actinopteri; Perciformes; Nototheniidae
Gene: kat6a
Product: K(lysine) acetyltransferase 6A
Exons: 9
Coding region: 89-5461 (1790 amino acids)
Biological process (GO): regulation of transcription by RNA polymerase II
Cellular component (GO): MOZ/MORF histone acetyltransferase complex; chromatin; nucleus
Molecular function (GO): histone H3 acetyltransferase activity; transcription coregulator activity; chromatin binding
Source: RefSeq, a predicted model, not a curated record